GCUUACUUGAAGAAAAACAUUAGAUGGUAACUUGCUUAAGGAUCCUCUGCAAAAACUCCAUAACCAUUUGAGUAAAGCUAUCACAAAGAGGAAAUAAAGGAGAAUCAAGUCAGAUAAGUCCAACUUUACUUACAAUGGAAAUCAAAGAAAAAUUUCAGGAACAUCUGUGGGACCUUAAUGCUUAUGAUGGGAAGGUGUAUGAACCAAAAGAAGACACUCUAUUUUUCUUGGAGACAUUAGAAUCAGACCUACCUAUGAUCAAAAGUCUGAAUCCAGCAACUAUUUUGGAAAUUGGUAGUGGAUCUGGAUUAGUUAUUUCAUCCCUAUCAGAAGUUUUUAGAAAAUCGUUUUGUUUGGCAAUAGACAUUAAUCCCUCUGCUUGUUUGGCAACUGUAAACACAUCUAAAUUAAAUAAAACCUCUGUAAAUGCUGUUCAAGGGGACCUUAUAAAUGGCAUGGUGUUGAAGAAUCUCAUAGAUGUUUUGAUUAUUAAUCUAAUAUAUCUUCCAUCAAAAUCUCAAAUAUUGGAUGAUUCAACUGCUAAAGCUUGGAGUGGUGGAAUGGAUGGGAAAGCAAUUAUUGAAAGAUUGUUGCCACAAUUAAAUGAUUUGAUGUCAGAAAAAUCUGUUGGAUAUUUAUUGGCUAUAUCAAACACUAGCCCCCGUCAAAUUGAAAAGAUGCUCGAAGGCAUGGGUUUUACAGCAGGGAAUAUCCAAAUUAAAACUUUAACUAGUCUAAAUUACGCUUUAAUACGAUUUACAAAGGGAAUUUAAU
Molecule: messenger RNA, 774 nt
Organism: Nezara viridula (southern green stink bug)
Lineage: Eukaryota; Metazoa; Arthropoda; Insecta; Hemiptera; Pentatomidae
Source: the annotation of a GenBank genome assembly